This is a messenger RNA of Colletotrichum higginsianum IMI 349063, 2307 nucleotides long. RefSeq names its product ubiquitin carboxyl-terminal hydrolase. The record is from RefSeq and is a predicted model, not a curated record. Gene Ontology annotation, molecular function: cysteine-type deubiquitinase activity; cysteine-type endopeptidase activity. The coding region runs from base 1 to 2307 and encodes 768 amino acids. Gene Ontology annotation, cellular component: nucleus; cytosol. The transcript has 3 exons. Gene Ontology annotation, biological process: protein deubiquitination. Lineage: Eukaryota; Fungi; Ascomycota; Sordariomycetes; Glomerellales; Glomerellaceae.
AUGGCGGGCUUCUUUAACAAACUCAAGAGUGCGGGAAAUACCACCUCGAGCCCCACGAGCAAAGAUGCGCCGAGCAAGAAGGUCAAGGAGGAGCCGGCGCCAGAGCUCACUCCUUUGGAGAAGAUGCUGCAGAAUGCCGGGCCCUUGAGAGAAGAUGGCACCGACAAGUUCUUCGGCCUCGAGAAUGUAAUUUGGCAAUACAUGGUAUGCCGCUCCGUCGCCAUCUUCUGCUCCUGCCCACUGACUGUUCGCAGCUACUGCAACUCGAUCGUCCAGGCACUGUUCUAUUCAGAAUCCUUCCGUGAUCAUGUUAUCAAGUACCCGCUGCUGUCACCUUCCGAUACCCCGAACGGAACACGACCGAAAGUUAACGUGACGAUCCGGCCGCCCGUCGCGAAAGACCCCCCGAAUACGCCAGGAGCGAAGCAAAAGGGCCUCAGUGCCUCAGAAUCGAUGAAGCGCAGGCAGGCUAUGACCGCGGGAAUGCCCCCUCCUGGCGCGCCAGGUAUUCGCCCUGAGGACAAGCCCGAUUCACCGGAAUACAAGAAGAAGCAUGCCAUGAUCAAGGGCCCGAUUCUCGAGUUGGCGCAAGAGAACCCGUCUGCGUACGGCAUGGAGGAGUGCACCUUCACCGGGCUCAAGGAUAUUUUCCAGGCCCUGAUCGAGAGCAACACCAGGACGGGUGUCCUUAGCCCACAACGGUUCCUAGAAAUCUUUAAGCGAGACAACGAGAUGUUCCGAAACUCGAUGCACCAGGAUGCUCACGAAUUCUACGGCCUCGUCCUCAACGAUGUCAUCUCCAACGUCGAGGCAAAUGCCAAACGCGCCCAGGAGCGGGGAGCUGAGAACAGAGAUGGCCUGGUUCAGUCCGUGGAAAAUGCUCUCGGUGCCGCGAACCUAAUGAACCGGCCAGCGAAUGGAAUGGGCUCACCAGGAACUGGUUGGGUCCAUGACAUCUUUGAGGGUGUUUUGACUUCAGAAACGAAGUGCCUCACCUGCGAAACGGCUUCGCAAAGAGAUGAAACGUUCCUGGACUUGUCCAUCGACUUGGAAGAACACUCAUCGGUUACAUCUUGCCUCCGCAAGUUUUCGGCUGAAGAGAUGUUGUGCGAGCGCAACAAGUUUCAUUGCGAUCACUGCGGUGGACUUCAAGAGGCUGAAAAGCGAAUGAAGAUCAAGCGGUUACCAAAGGUUCUCGCGCUGCACCUAAAGCGCUUCAAGUACACUGAGGAUUACAGUCGGUUGCAGAAGCUCUUUCACCGCGUCGUGUAUCCGUAUCAUCUACGCAUGUUCAACACCACCGACGACGCAGAAGACCCUGACCGCCUGUAUGAGUUGUACGCCGUCGUCGUUCACAUUGGUGGAAACGCCUACCACGGCCACUACGUCUCGGUCAUCAAAACUAAAGACAGGGGCUGGGUUCUCUUCGACGAUGAGAUGGUGGAGCCGGUUGACAAGCACUUUGUCCGGAACUUCUUCGGCGACAAGCCUGGCAUGGCUUGUGCCUACGUCUUGUUCUACCAAGAAACCACCUUCGAAAAGGUACAGGCUGAGAUGGAGGCUGAGGGUCUGGAGGAGGUUAAGAUUGCCAGCGAAGCCGCCAACGUCGCCCAUGAGAACGGACAGCCAAACGGCACAAACGGCACAACUCCCCUUUCGAAACAAUCUACGCAACCCAUCAGUCCGAUCGAGGAACGCGAGCCGCUCCCGAAUCUCGCGCACGCGCAGACAGCUCCCGUCAAGGUGGACGCUCCACCCCCAGAGAAGCUUCCACCAACGCUCGAGACGGCCGCUACUCCUACGGCUCCUACUAUUCCCACCAACAUCAUCAGGUCCAACACAGCGGCGAAGAUGGACAAGUCGAAGGACGACAAGAAGCGCGAGAAGAAGGAGCAGGAGGCCGCAGAGAAGGCGCGGAAGCAAGCCGAGAAAGAUAAGGCGAAGCAGGAAGAGAAACAACAGAGAGAGAACAUGGCUAGGAGAAGGGAUGCCUACCAGCGAGAGCAAGAAGAGUUGCGCAAAGCAAUCGAAGCCAGCAAGAAAUCUGCGCAAGACGACACCAAGAAGAAGGAUUCGUCCAGCUCAGGUGGAUUCCUCAACCGGUCCAGUCGGGCCAGCAAAUCGAUGAGUAAGAAGAGUUUCGGAUUCCUGAGCAAGGACAAGGACAAGGGCGAAUCGCAUCAACCGUCGGAGAACGGUCACAACGGCUCCGAAGGAUCAACAAGCCAGCCAGACAAACCCAAGGAGUUAAAGGAGCGAUUCAGUUUCAAUCUUGGCAGGAAGAAGAGCGGCAACUUGCUCUCAUGA